CAGGCCAACCAUUAUGAUUAUUGGAAAAGGAUAUUGCUUCACCAAGGGUCGCUACCUUGUGAAACAAUAUCAACAUGGCCUAUAAAAGCAUAAAUCCGGAUUCAGAAUACAACACAAAAAAUCCAAAAAUCCUCUAAAUAAUUCCAGACGCUCUUCGCUGCAUUAAUGAGGCGGCGCCACUCCGGCGGCUGGCCGGCCUUCGGCUGGGCUAUUAUCGUUGUUCCCUUUUGGUCAGUGCCUACGAUUUGAAUUUUGAAUUCGGAGAUUGUAACUCUUCAUGAGAUGUUGCAAAGGCGAAACCAUGCAACUGCUGGUGAAACAUGCUGCAGGCCAACCAUUAUGAUUAUUGGAAAAGGACAUUGCUUCACCAAGGGUCGCUACCUUGUGAAACAAUAUCAACAUGGCCUAUAAAAGCAUAAAUCCGGAUUCAGAAUACAACACAAAAAAUCCAAAAAUCCUCUAAAUAAUUCCAGACGCUCUUCGUUGCAUUCGGGUUUUCGCCGGUCUUGCGAAAACUUGAUAAGGCUGAAUUAUCCUGGGUAUUCCUACAUCAGAACUCUAAGACAAUCGAGAGUGCUUGAAAUACUAUAAGAAAAGUGUUGCAUUCACGAUUCAAGCCUGUAUCCCUUUAAUCUUUCCGAAAUUUCUAACAAUCUUAUAGUAUCUCAAAUCAUGGCCACCGACGCUUUUGUUUCAAGCAUCAAACGGAUGAACCAGGACCUUGUUAAGUUAAAUCGUUUCGAUGGAACAAACUAUACCCGUUGGCAAGACAAAAUGACAUUUCUCCUGACCGCCCUGAAAAUUCAAUAUGUCUUGGAUCCUGAUCUGGAGGCAAUUCCAGAACCAACUGAGAAUGACACUGAUGAAGAAAAAAAGGAGAGAAAGAAACGAAAAGAAGAUGAACUGCUUUGUCGUGGACACAUCUUGAACACAUUAUCUGAUAGUCUCUAUGAUCUCUACACCAAUACUGCAUCCGCAAAGGAAAUCUGGAACGCACUCGAAUUCAAAUUCAAGGCCGAAGAAGAAGGUACGAAAAAGUUUUUAAUAUCUAAAUACUUUGAUUUUAAGAUGUUGGAUUCCAAGCCGAUUCUUGCACAAGUACACGAGUUACAGGUUCUCGUGAAUAAAAUAAAAUCCGUGAAAAUUGACAUUCCUGAAGCAUUCCAAGUCGGUGCAAUAAUAGCAAAAUUGCCACCUUCGUGGAAAGGAUACAGAAAAAAAUUGUUGCAUAGUUCUGAGGACUUUUCUUUGGAGAAACUUCAGAAACAUCUUCGUAUCGAGGAGGAAACGAAGGAUCGAGAAAAAUCUGAGUCUUCUGGAUUUGCUAAAGCAAAUGCUGUUUCCGCUAAAGGAAAGAAAAAAUAUGAUGGCAUAAAAAACCAUCUUGGCCCAAGGAAAGAACACAACAAGUUCAAAAAUUAUGGCGGACCAAAAGGUACUAAAAAUGGUUGUUAUGUAUGUGGCAAACCCGGACAUUAUGCUCGAGAUUGCAGGAACAAUAAGUCCAAAAAUGAGGUCAAUGAUGUUCAUGCCGAUGACGAUAUAAUCGCUGAGGUAAGCGAAAUUAUGGCAAUCAAAGGCAAAGUGCAAGGAUGGUGGUAUAACACAUGUGCAACUGUGCAUGUAUCUUAUGAUAAAAUAGCAUUCAAAACCUAUACCGAAGUAAAUGAUGGACAAGAAGUGCAAAUGGGAAAUAAAGUGCGAUCUAAAGUCGUUGGAACAGGAUCCGUCGAACUCAACUUCACUUCCGGAAAGAAAGUCACUCUUGUUAAUGUGCUUCAUGUUCCUGAUAUGAAUAGAAACCUUGUUAGUGGGGACUUAUUGGGAAAACCGGGUAUUACAUCUGUAUAUGAAUCAGGAAAAUUAAUAUUGACCCGUAAUGGUAUAUUUGUAGGAAAAGGAUAUUCCGCUGAAGGAAUGAUCAAACUUUGUACUACCGACAAUAUUAUUAAUGAAAUUUCUAAUUCUGCUUAUAUGCUUGAAUCUAUUUCCUUAUGGCACUCUAGAUUGGCACAUAUUGGUAUUAGUACUAUAAAUAGACUAAUUAAAUCCGGUUUGAUAUCAUGCAACAUUCAUGAUUUCGGAAAAUGUGAAAUAUGCGUUAAAUCAAAAAUGAUAAAGAAACCUUUCAAAAGUGUUGAAAGAAAAACAAACGUGCUAGAUCUUGUGCACUCUGAUUUUCAGGACCUUGUUAAGUUAGAUCGUUUCGAUGGAACAAACUAUACCCGCUGGCAAGACAAAAUGACAUUUCUCCUGACCGCCCUGAAAAUUCAAUAUGUCUUGGAUCCUGAUCUGGAGGAAAUUCCAGAACCAACUGAGAAUGACACUGAUGAAGAAAAAAAUGAGAGAAAGAAACGAAAAGAAGAUGAACUGCUUUGUCGUGGACACAUCUUGAACACAUUAUCUGAUCGUCUCUAUGAUCUCUACACCAAUACUGCAUCCGCAAAGGAAAUCUGGAACGCACUCGAAUUCAAAUUCAAGGCCGAAGAAGAAGGUACGAAAAAGUUUUUAAUAUCUAAAUACUUUGAUUUUAAGAUGUUGGAUUCCAAGCCGAUUCUUGCACAAGUACACGAGUUACAGGUUCUCGUGAAUAAAAUAAAAUCCGUGAAAAUUGACAUUCCUGAAGCAUUCCAAGUCGGUGCAAUAAUAGCAAAAUUGCCACCUUCGUGGAAAGGAUACAGAAAGAAAAUGUUGCAUAGUUCUGAGGACUUUUCUUUGGAGAAACUUCAGAAACAUCUUCGUAUCGAGGAGGAAACGAAGGAUCGAGAAAAAUCUGAGUCUUCUGGAUUUGCUAAAGCAAAUGUUGUUUCCGCUAAAGGAAAGAAAAAAUAUGAUGGCAUGAAAAACCAUCUUGGCCCAAGGAAAGAACACAACAAGUUCAAAAAUUCUGGCGGACCAAAAGGUACUAAAAAUGGUUGUUAUGUAUGUGGCAAACCCGGACAUUAUGCUCGAGAUUGCAGGCACAAUAAGUCCAAAAAUGAGGUCAAUGAUGUUCAUGCCGAUGAUGAUAUAAUCGCUGAGGUAAGCGAAAUUAUGGCUAUCAAAGGCAAAGUGCAAGGAUGGUGGUAUGACACAUGUGCAACUGUGCAUGUAUCUUAUGAUAAAAUAGCAUUCAAAACCUAUACCGAAGUAAAUGAUGGACAAGAAGUGCAAAUGGGAAAUGAAGUGCGAUCGAAAGUCGUUGGAAUAGGAUCCGUCGAACUCAACUUCACUUCCGGAAAGAAAGUCACUCUUGUUAAUGUGCUGCAUGUUCCCGAUAUGAAUAGAAACCUUGUUAGUGGGGACUUAUUGGGAAAACCGGGUAUUACAUCUGUAUAUGAAUCGGGAAAAUUAAUAUUGACCCGUAAUGGUAUAUUUGUAGGAAAUGAAUAUUCCGCUGAAGGAAUGAUCAAACUUUGUACUACCGACAAUAUUAUUAAUGAAAUUUCUAAUUCUGCUUAUAUGCUUGAAUCUAUUUCCUUAUGGCACUCUAGAUUGGCACAUAUUGGUAUUAGUACUAUGAAUAGACUAAUUAAAUCCGGUUUGAUAUCAUGCAACAUUCAUGAUUUCGGAAAAUGUGAAAUAUGUGUUAAAUCAAAAAUGAUAAAGAAACCUUUCAAAAGUGUUGAAAGAAAAACAAGCGUGCUAGAUCUUGUGCACUCUGAUUUUCAGGACCUUGUUAAGUUAGAUCGUUUCGAUGGAACAAACUAUACCCGCUGGCAAGACAAAAUGACAUUUCUCCUGACCGCCCUGAAAAUUCAAUAUGUCUUGGAUCCUGAUCUGGAGGGUUACCUCGGACCCAAGGUGGUUAUGAUUCAAUUUGGAUGA
Molecule: messenger RNA, 3807 nt
Organism: Lathyrus oleraceus (garden pea)
Lineage: Eukaryota; Viridiplantae; Streptophyta; Magnoliopsida; Fabales; Fabaceae
Exons: 2
Coding region: 673-3807 (1044 amino acids)
Molecular function (GO): nucleic acid binding; zinc ion binding
Source: RefSeq, a predicted model, not a curated record